This is a messenger RNA of Hemibagrus wyckioides, 2002 nucleotides long. RefSeq names its product calponin 1, basic, smooth muscle, b (gene cnn1b). NCBI's taxonomy places the organism in Eukaryota, Metazoa, Chordata, Actinopteri, Siluriformes, Bagridae. The transcript has 7 exons. The record is from RefSeq and is a predicted model, not a curated record. Bases 222 to 1112 code for a protein of 296 amino acids. Gene Ontology annotation, molecular function: actin binding. Gene Ontology annotation, biological process: actomyosin structure organization.
AAAAGAUUGGGGGAAAAGUGUGGCGUUGUGACGCUUCUCCUCAUGCGGGGAAAAACGGGAUAGUAACCGAGGAGCAAAUCCCCCCCCCCAACAACAUCAGCACCGGGCUCAACUUUUUACCACAGAUAUCUGGUGGCGCAGGAUAACUGUUCUUCAGAUUUUCCCCAGCUGACGCAUUCCUCCACCACUUAGCUCGACUCCAGUAACUAUUAAAAAUAAUAAUGGCACAGCACUUCAGAAGCGGGCCAGCUUUCGGACUUUCAGCGGAGGUGAAAAGCAAGCUUGCACAGAAGUACGACCCUCAGAAGGAGGAGGAGCUCAGGAUUUGGAUCCAUGAGCUGACAGGGCGCAAAGUCCCAGACAACUUCAUGGAAGGCCUUAAAGAUGGAGUCAUCCUGUGCGAACUCAUCAAUGCUCUCCAGCCUGGCUCUGUGCGAAAGAUCAACAACUCCACUCAGAAUUGGCAUCAGCUGGAAAACAUAGGCAAUUUUGUCCGAGCCAUUCAGGAUUACGGUCUGAAGCCCCAUGACAUCUUUGAGGCGAAUGAUCUGUUUGAGAACGUCAACCACACGCAGGUUCAGUGCACUCUGAUCACACUAGCUGGGAUAGCUAAAUCUAAAGGUGUCCAUACUAAAUCUGACAUCGGGGUGAAAUAUGCAGAGAAACAGCAGCGUAGGUUCGCCCCUGAGAAACUGAAGGAGGGGCGCAAUGUUAUCGGGCUUCAGAUGGGAACCAACAAGUUCGCCAGCCAAAAGGGGAUGACAUCAUACGGUACAAGGCGUCACCUCUAUGACCCCAAAGCUGGCAUGGAGAAUCCUAUGGACCAGUCAACAAUCAGUCUGCAGAUGGGAACUAACAAAGGAGCCAAUCAGUCUGGUAUGACAGCACCGGGCACCAAGCGACAGAUCUUUGAUAAGAAGCUGGACAUGGAAACCUGUGACACUUCCAUCGUCUCACUGCAGAUGGGUACUAACAAGGUGGCAUCGCAGUCAGGCAUGACUGUCUACGGGCUGCCACGUCAGGUCUACGACAAAAAGUACUGCACUUACCCCGAAGACUACAUGGACAACGGCCAGGACAUGCAGAUUGACGGAUACCAGUACUCUGACUAAGACGCCUACACACUGCCGCGUUUUUUUUUUUUUUUUAUUCACUCAUUUCUUGCCCACUUUUUAAAAAAUGUAAACCUCAUCCUGUGAGACCACGCAAACUGCAUCGAAACCAGAACAUUAGGUCUAAUUUAAGAUGGAAUAAAAAAAAAUAUGUACGUUUGUAAGGUUUGUAAUUUUAUGCCACGGGCUGCCCCUGCUUCUCACUCGGAAUUUUUUUUAUAUUUUUAUUUUUUGAGUGUAGCGGCUUCCUGUCACCACUUUGCAUGACAUUUUGUUUUUAGCAAAUGGACAAAAAACUAUGCUUCGAAAAGAUCUAGAAAAUCUAGAAUAUUUAUGAUUCCUUAUAGUUGGAUAUAGUUUGGUUUAUCCACUAUAGCUCCUGAUGAUCACAAGUCUGCAGACAUAAAGUUUGGCUCAGAGGAAGUAAUAGCAAAAGUAAAAAAGGAUGAUAUGGUACUAACCAAGCACAGCAAAGCUGAGGACACUCACUAACAUCUAAAAAUUCUAUCCACCUUUUAUGAGAGAAGCUUUGUUGCUUAAGAGGACACCUGAGAAAACGCAGCAUUAUUCCAGUCAGACAACCAAACUCAAACCUGUCCUUUUUUGGUUCCUGCGAUUUGCAGUCAAUGUUGUGUUCUUUCUCUUUCCUUCUGUCUUUUGCACCAUAAAUGCAUAAGAAGAUGGUUCACAGAUGGACAUAUCAUUUAGCCGCGAGGCUUUAAAUCAAGCUAAAAUCUACAGGUGCAGUACAACAUGACGUGAAGAAUGUAAUGUGCACCACUCCAGUAUUGCAUGGCUUUUGGAAGUGUGUAAAAUUUGAUAGAUUGUUUCCAUUACAGCUAAUUGCUAAAACACACUCUGUGCCUUGAAUAAUAAAUUCGUCCUGUUCA